AUGGAAGCUAUCCCGGAUUAUGAACUUUCAGACUGCUCAGAGCUGAGCUCUGUACCCUCGUCUUCCUCUACGCCUGAGCCAGAGACCCGGUACCCGACCCCGUCCUCCCAGGAGGGUGAGGAUUCUAUGCGCCAAGACUGCCCUCCCGCCAAAAAGAGGAGACGAAACCCUCUACCCAAAGAACGUACCACCCAAUAUCUUAAUUUGGCGCAAUCAUCCCACAGCCAACAGCCUCAGGCUAGAUUACUUGUUGAAACUCUCCGUCACCAAAAAGAUAUCGUCGCCAUCGCUGGAGCUGGCAUUUCCACUUCCGCGGGUAUUCCGGACUUUCGUUCCUCGGGCGGUCUGUUCAAAUCUUUACAAGAGAAGCACAAUUUGAAGACCUCUGGUAAACUUCUAUUCGAUGCUGCUGUCUACCAGGAUGACGCCUUGACGGCGCCCUUCCACGAAUUAGUCCGGUCGCUUAACGUGGAGUGCAAAGACAUUACACCAACCCCAUUCCACCAAAUGCUUGCUCGCAUGGGCAAGGAGAACCGCCUCAAACGUCUUUACACCCAGAACAUUGACGGAAUCGAAACGUCCAUGGAGCCACUACAAACAGAAAUCCCACUCAACAUCAAAGGCCAAUGGCCCGUCACCAUUCAGCUCCAUGGCAGCAUCCACGUGAUGGUUUGCCAGAAAUGCCGCUCCACUACCCCCCUCGACCCCGGAUUGUUCCAGGAAACCGAUCCUCCAGAGUGCCACCAAUGCAUGAUAACCGAUCAAGACCGCCGCAAGCAAGAGCGACGCAGCCAUGGCAUAGGACGUUUGCGCCCACGCAUCGUCCUUUACAACGAGCACAACCCCGACGAGGAGGCAAUCACAUCCGUCAUGAACGCAGAUGUCAAAUCUCGCCCCCGUGUCUUGAUUGUCGCUGGUACUAGUCUGAAGAUUCCUGGGGUUCGACGUCUCGUGAAGAGCCUGUGCGCGGUUAUUCGAACUAGAAAGGACGGAGUCACCAUGUUUGUCAACAACGAGCCUCCCGUCGGCAAGGAAUUUGAGAAUUGUUUCGAUCUGAUUGUACAAGGGUCCACCGACCAGGUUGCCGAACUUGUGGGACUGAAGCACUACGAGGACUCCUCUACUUGCGAACCCCUGUUCCCAGAGCCGGUCUUUGGAAUCAAGGAGAGCCGCGAUUCGGAAGCCUCCGAGUCAGAGUCCGGCGCCGUCUCGGUCGUCAUUAGCACCCCGAAGAAGCGGCAACUCUCUGAGACCGGCCUACUCACACCCUCAGGUAGUAAUGAUGAGAAGGCCGAACUCCCAGGCAAGCGCCUGGAUCUUAAGGGUCCAAAGCUCAUUGAUGUCCUCAAAGGUGCCAAGUCCGCGCCUCGAAAGAAGGCCACUCCUACCGGAGGUAAGAAGGCAAAGAAGCCUCGCGCAAAACCUGCGCCGGCCCAGCUCAAGUCUAUUAACUCCACUUUUACCGUUGGCAAACCUUCGGUUAAGCCAGCGACAACGAAGGCCAAGGCUUUGUCGACUACCAACGGCAACCUUACCCCCAAAUCGGAUGAUAUGGCUGCCAAGGCUUCACCAAUUUUGGUAGUUGCUCCUCCCCCUCAGGAUUGUCGCAAUUGA
Molecule: messenger RNA, 1614 nt
Organism: Penicillium verhagenii
Lineage: Eukaryota; Fungi; Ascomycota; Eurotiomycetes; Eurotiales; Aspergillaceae
Product: putative SIR2 family histone deacetylase (Hst4)
Exons: 2
Coding region: 1-1614 (537 amino acids)
Biological process (GO): regulation of DNA repair; negative regulation of transcription by RNA polymerase II; pericentric heterochromatin formation
Cellular component (GO): mating-type region heterochromatin
Molecular function (GO): NAD+ binding; histone deacetylase activity, NAD-dependent
Source: RefSeq, a predicted model, not a curated record